AUGGUUUCCGAUCGCUUGCCGGGUCAAGUGAUUAUCUACACUGUAUUAGGGAAUGCUCAAUGUAUGAAAGCAAAAAAUAUUCUGAACAGAGCAAACAUUCCUUACACCGAUGUUUCUCUCGAUUCCUUCCCUCAGUGUCGCGAGGAAGUGAUACGGAGAGCCAAUGGGGAUUUGACUGUGCCGCAGAUAUUUUUUAAUCAUAUCCAUAUUGGAGGAACAGAUCAACUUCAAUACUUGGUCAAUGAUGAGAAUGCUUGGGACAAUAUGAUGGCAAAACUUUGUGAAGAAUGUUCAGAAAACGAACCGCCAAUACCUUUACCAACGACAGCCGUAGAUUACAAUGACAAUAAAGACGACUUGGAUUGUGUUCUGCACUGGAUGCCCGACGAAUAUGAUAAACUAAUUAGUGAUAUGAGAAAAUCAAACUUAAUAAGAGAUAAUAAGGUUGGAUUACUCAAAACUUAUAGAAAUUCAUUUAAAGGAGAAGAGCUAAUUGAAUGGAUGGUGCGAGAAAAAGGAUUACAACGCAGAGAAGCUCUGGAAAUCGGACAGGACCUUAUUGAUCGCAACUUCGGACAACAAGCAUCAAAUGAAAUGGGUACUUCAUUCAGUCCUGACAGAUUUUAUCAACUUGUGGAGGAUGAUCAAAAUCGCCCACUCAAUUAUGGGAUACCCUCCAAAGAGGAUAUAAUGACUGUCGCCGAGUUCAACAACAGUUUUGUGAAAAUCAUAAACCCCGUUUUGAAUGAUGUCGUUUCGGAAGAUGGAAUAACAAUAAACUAUCAGAAACUGAUCGACAAUGAUAAUUAUACACGUUAUCUUCAUUUCGCCAAAGAUUUGAGGAACGUGGAUCCUUCACUUAGCAGCCCUGACGAAAGGAUCGCUUUCUUUGUAAAUGUUUAUAAUGUGAUGCUGAUUCAUAUGACUCAUAAGUACGGACUUCCUCAGAGUGUAUGGCAAAGAAGAAAGUAUAUAAAUAGCACAUAUUAUCAAAUUCACGAACACAAGUAUAGUCUGCAAUCUAUACUGAAUGGAAUUCUGAGAAGUAACCGAAAGGGACUGGGAAUGCUAUGGAAAUCUUUUGGAAAACAAGACGAAAGACUACCAUUGAUUUUACCUGAGUGCGAACCACUUGUUCACUUUUGUCUUACAUCAGGCACCAGAUCAACGCCACCUAUUCGAACAUAUACAUCCAGGGGCGUGAGGAAAGAAAUGGAAGAUAACGCAAGAAUAUAUUUACUCAAUGAUAAUGCUUUAAAAAUAGAUGCCAAGAAAAAUAUGAUUUAUUUAACUAAAAUUUUCAAAUGGUAUGCUGAUGACUUUGGAUCAACUCAUGAGAAGAUCAUAUCUUGGAUUCUCCAGCUUUUUGAAGGAGUUGAGUGCCCCAAAAUUAAAGCUCUUCAAACUAUGUUCUACACCGGGGAUUAUACUGUCGAUUAUUUGUCUUACGAUUGGACUUUCAACGGAAAAGAAAAGAAAGAGAACCGUCAAGAUUGCAGACAAGCCAAAGAUUGUCCAAACAUGGCCAAAGAGAUUUCAUGUGACUUUUCGUGUUGA
Auanema sp. JU1783 is the source of this 1557-nucleotide messenger RNA. NCBI's taxonomy places the organism in Eukaryota, Metazoa, Nematoda, Chromadorea, Rhabditida, Rhabditidae. The record is from the annotation of a GenBank genome assembly.